AUGUGGAAAGUGAAUAAUGUACGAGAUUUUAAUGUGGUGGAUGGAAUCUUGACUGUACUUCACGAAAACGGAAUGAUUGCAACAGAAAACGCUACAUUGGCCAAUGUGGACCCUCGAAAUUUCAAGCGACUACCAAUUUUUGCAGCUCCAGAUUACAUUUACAAACCAGAGAAAAUUGAAGUUACAAUUGGCACCGAUUCAGAAACUGAUCAGUUUGUUAUAUACGUCAUUAUUGUUAUUGCAGUUUCCAUUAUUGUCUUUGUCUGUGAAACAUUGGCCUGGCAAGUCAAGAAGCGUAGAAAAUUGUAUCGCAAAGAAGCCACGAGUCGAUUAAUAGUAUAA
This is a messenger RNA of Caenorhabditis remanei, 342 nucleotides long. RefSeq lists its product as uncharacterized. The record is from RefSeq and is a predicted model, not a curated record. Lineage: Eukaryota; Metazoa; Nematoda; Chromadorea; Rhabditida; Rhabditidae. Bases 1 to 342 code for a protein of 113 amino acids. The transcript has a single exon.